Molecule: messenger RNA, 558 nt
Organism: Neogale vison (American mink)
Lineage: Eukaryota; Metazoa; Chordata; Mammalia; Carnivora; Mustelidae
Gene: LECT2
Product: leukocyte cell derived chemotaxin 2
Exons: 4
Coding region: 1-456 (151 amino acids)
Source: RefSeq, a predicted model, not a curated record
AUGUUUUCCACAGGAGUCCUUCUCUCUGCUGUCUUGAUUUCAACUGCACUGGCUGGACCAUGGGCUAGUAUCUGUGCUGGCAAGUCUUCCAAUGAGAUCAGGACAUGUGACAGUCACGGCUGUGGCCAGUACACGGCCCAAAGAACUCACAGGCUUCACCAGGGUGUGGAUGUCUUGUGCUCUGAUGGAUCCACCGUGUAUGCACCUUUCACCGGAAUGAUUGUGGGCCAGGAGAAGCCAUAUAAAAACAAAAAUGCCAUUAAUAAUGGUGUUCGGAUAUCUGGAAGAGGUUUCUGUAUUAAAAUGUUCUACAUUAAGCCAAUUAAAUAUAAAGGCUCUAUCAAGAAGGGAGAAAAACUAGGAACUCUACUGCCCUUGCAGAAAGUCUAUCCUGGCAUACAAUCGCACAUACAUAUUGAAAACUGUGACUUGAGUGAUCCUACCGUGUACCUGUAAGUGGAAGACACAUGACCACAUCUUCUAAAUAGAAAACCAACUUCUUAAAAACCUGGAUGCAUAUCCUACUCUUCAAGAAAUCUGUGUCCAAAUAAAAACAUG